Molecule: messenger RNA, 884 nt
Organism: Rhodamnia argentea
Lineage: Eukaryota; Viridiplantae; Streptophyta; Magnoliopsida; Myrtales; Myrtaceae
Exons: 2
Coding region: 240-725 (161 amino acids)
Source: RefSeq, a predicted model, not a curated record
CGCCGCCGCCGACCUCCAUACGCGUUUUUCUAUGCGCCACCGUCCUUGGAACACCUCCGUAUUUCUUCAUAGUUCUUGCGCCGCCGUUUCAUCUGCGGCGAGAGGAAUGGACUGCGCAAGAGGCGGCAUCGCGAGGUGAGAGAAGCUUCGACUGACUCGGGCGCUCAUCAUCUGCUACGCUGUGUGGGCCGUCUCGCAAGUCUGAUCACCAAAGUAGUGAUACAUUGAAAGUGCAGGGGAUGGCACUGCCUCGUAACCCGCAGCAGUUGGAAAGUAAGCAGGGUCAAAGCGGGCAGAUCCAAAGUGUAAUUAGUGGAAGCUUGAUAAAAAGUCUGACAGUCUUGGAUGAAUUCAAGUAUGGAUUUCCAUCAAAUGGCUUGUCAGUCGCCUCAAAUAAGUGGUGGGGAAGUGGCAGUCUAGGAGAUUUUGAUUACAUACAUGCAACUGAAACUGGUAGAGAAUGCAGAACGAAGUGCAAAGAUGUGGCAGAUGAUGGUUCCAGUGAUGAAAAGAAACCUGAAGGUGAGAAAGAGAACAGGGAUUCCACUCUCCAGGGGUCUAGUUUGCUGAUGGCUGUGAGGAAAAGAGCCCUUGACGAAGGACGAGAGGCACUCAAGCUGGGUGUUUUUAGGAGCCACCAUGCUCGUAAGAUAGGCAAGACAGAGAAAUCACUGAUGCUUAACAUUUUUCAAUCUUCACUGCCAAAGGGAUGGAUGGAUGAUUAAGUUGAAUCAGAGGGAUGCUAUAAAAACUGUAGUGCAAGUGAUUGGCUUCUUAAUUACCGCAGUGGGAGAUAAAAUGCUCGAAUGAAAUGUUGCUCAUUUGUCUCUAAUUGUCUGACUCUUGAAUGUUGAGGUAUUCCACUCACUAUGAUGUUCUUUUCA